Molecule: messenger RNA, 2148 nt
Organism: Rotaria sp. Silwood1
Lineage: Eukaryota; Metazoa; Rotifera; Eurotatoria; Philodinida; Philodinidae
Source: the annotation of a GenBank genome assembly
AUGACUGAUGCCGGGUUCUUCAAAGGUACUUCGGCUGAACAAGAUAGUCGAUUUGCAAAUAAACAAAAAAAAUUACUUAAACAAAUGAAAUUUCCUGAUAAUAUUGAUGUUAAAAUCGAUAUGUUAAAAGUUAAUUUAGAUGUAUUGAAAUCAUGGAUUACAACACGUUUACAAGAAUUAUUAGGUAUUGAAGAUGAUGUUGUUAUUGAAUUUGUUUUCAAUCAAUUAGAAGAAAAGAAUCCUGAUCCAAAAAUGAUGCAAAUUAAUUUAACCGGUUUUCUUGGUGGAAGUAAAGCUCGAUUAUUUAUUGGUGAACUUUGGAAACUUUUAACUAGUGCACAAUCAUCAUCGGAUGGCAUACCAGCAGAAUUAAUUGAAAUGAAAAAGAGAGAAUUAUUAAAACGACAGGAAGAUGAUAAUCGAUUACGUGAAAUUCGCAAACGUGAAGAAGAUAGUCAUCGACAAGAUAUAAAACCUGAUGUUGAUAAGUUAGAUCAUAAAAUAAAUGGACGUAAUCCAAUGGCAUCCUCAAGUAAUAAAUCACGUAAUGAGAAUGAUGCUGCUGCUGAAUAUAAAUCACGAUCAUAUUAUAAUGAUGAUCGUCGGGAUCGUGAUCGACGACGUUCAUCACCCAAAAAUCGUCGAAUACGAAAUUCACGUAGUCCAGAUUUAAGAACACGACAUAACGAUAAAAAAUCAAAUCGAUUCGUUUCGGAAAAUAGUGAAAAUGAAGAUAAUAAUCAUCAUCGUCAUCAUGAGAAAACAAAACAAAAUCUUAAAACGUCAUCCAAUCGACAUGAACGUCAUCGUUCACCAUCAAAAUCUCCUCUACAUAGUCGAAGUCCAAUAAAAUCAUCACGAAAAAAUGAAAAACGUCAACAACGAUCUCCAUCAUCAUCAUCCGAACAUCAUAAUACAUCAUAUCCAACAACAAAAAAAUCAGAAAAAAUUAAACCAAAAACUAAAACUUGUUCAUCAUCAUCAAGUCCAAAUGACAGUCAUUCACAUCAAAGACACGAUAAAUCAUCACGAAAAAAAACUGAUAAUGUCUCAAAUGAGUCCCAAGAAAUAAAACGACAAAAAACAUUUGGAAAUAAUAAUUUAACAAAUGAAGAUCAAAUUAAAAAACAACCCGUGUCUAAAACUAAACGAAAAUCUCCUACACCUUCUCCUCCACGUUCAAAACAAUCAAUAAAAACUUCUUCAAAAUCGAUGCCUACUAUAGAAAAAUCUAAACCAAAAGAAUCACCAUUUAGAGAAACGAAAAAAACUAAAAAACAAUCGAAACGAACUCGAUCAUCAUCUAUUAAUUCUUCGUCACUUUCACGUUCAAUUUCCAAUUCAUCCGUUUCAAGCGCAACAUUGUCAUUAUCGUCCAUAUCUGAAUCAGAGAAAAAUAAACAACAAAAGAAAAAACCACAAUUGGCCAAAACCGGUUCAUCAAGUCGAUCACGAUCAACUUCACCGAACCGUAGUCGAAAGCCCGACAAAAAGAAAGAUGAUCAUAAAUCAAGAAAACAUAGUACUCAUAAUAGUAAAUCUUCAUCAAAAAAACGAACAAAACAUCAUAGAAGUAAUGAUAAUAAACGAAAAUCCAAUCGGGAUCACCUAGACAAAUCAAUAACAAAAAAGACACAUCGAAAUGAAUCAUCGAAAAAGAAAACAGAUAAAAAUGAAGAUAAAGAAAAGACAUAUUCGAAUUCAUAUCAAUCAUCAUCAACAAAUAAUGAAAUUCCACAAUCACCAUCACCAAAAAGACCUCGACUUGAAUCUCAAAUAAAAGUACAAACACCACCACCAAAAUUAUCUGAUGAUAAUCAUAAAUCACAACAAGAAUUAGUUCGUCAACCGUCUACACCGAUAAAACCAAAUCGAACUGAACGAAUUGUUGUAUUAGAAGAGUCUCGUACUGAUGGUACUGAUUCAAUUUCAGCACGUGUAUCAAUUUCAACAAAAAUCAAUGAUAAUGAAGAAUAUCAAAAUAAUAAUCACAGUGAAGAUGAAAAUGAAAUUGAUUUACGUGAACGUCUUUUACGUGAAAAAGCAAUUAAAUCAAUGAGACGUCGUCAAAAUCUUACUACUAAUAAUAAUACGAAUAUAAAUACAAAAACAACAACUAAUGAUCGAAUUGUUUAUGAAACGCAAUAA